Messenger RNA from Lotus japonicus, 1497 nucleotides. RefSeq names its product pumilio homolog 12-like. Lineage: Eukaryota; Viridiplantae; Streptophyta; Magnoliopsida; Fabales; Fabaceae. The coding region runs from base 1 to 1497 and encodes 498 amino acids. Gene Ontology annotation, cellular component: cytoplasm. The record is from RefSeq and is a predicted model, not a curated record. Gene Ontology annotation, molecular function: mRNA binding. Gene Ontology annotation, biological process: post-transcriptional regulation of gene expression. The transcript is spliced from 5 exons.
AUGGGAGACAGAGACUCCAUUCCUUCUCCCUUCGACGACAUUCACCCUUUCCCCUUCAUGCAAGAUCCUCCUCCUUCCCCCCAUCAUCAUCAACACUUCAACAACUUUCCUGAAAAUUCCAGUCCAAAUCCUUAUUACCAUCAAAACCCAUGUCUCCGUUCUUCAAGAAAUCCAAUAACUCCUUAUCAGAAUUCUUGCUCUGCCUCUGCCUCAUGCUAUGGCUCUGGUUCUGGUUUUGCAGGGAACGCAGGAAUUCAAGAAGUUGAGUCCUUAAUGGGAGGACUUCGCUUAUCUGAAAAUCCUUACAGAGUAAACGCACCUGAUGUGAGAGUAUAUUCUGGUCUCUAUGAUCAGAAUCAUUACCUUCGUGAGAUGAGGAUCAGAGAUGCUGUUCUUGCCACAAUGGGGGCAACACAGGGUUUCAAUUUCAACAACAAUAAUUAUAGUCUUUCUUCUAGGAAUUAUGGACUUGGCUAUGGCGGCAGGGUCAUGAACAAUGUUCAACCAUAUUUUUCUUGGAGGUUGUACUUGGUUGCACUGGCGAAAACCAAGGAUGGAUGCCGCACUCUCCAGGAGAAGAUCAAGGAGGGUGAGCCAGAAGAAAUUGAGGCCAUCCUCUCUGGUCUGCAGUACCACUUGCACGAGCUAAUCACACACCGUAAUGGCAACUACGUCAUAGAAAAGAUCUUUCAAUCAACAAGUCUCACCUUGGAGCAGAUGAACAUUGCUCUUACCUUGCUUCUUCGGGAUGUGCGCAAGCUACAGUCUGUGUGCAUGGAUGUUAUUGGAACACGAGUUAUUCAAAAAAUCAUGGAGAAACUCAAUACCCACUCACAGCAAUAUCUAGUUACACUUGUUAUGAGGCUUGUGACCAAAACAUUGAUGAAGAAUGCCAAUGGCAGCUAUGUCAUUCAGCAAUGCGUGAAGCUCUUCCCACCUGAAUAUAAAAAAGUCAUUUUGGAAGAAAUAGCUCACAAUUGUGUUGACAUUGCAAUGGAUAGAUGUGGAAGUUCUGCUAUUCAAAAAUGUUUAGGCCAUGCUGAGGGUCAAGCCAUAUUUUCCCUGGUUCGUGAAAUCAUUCUCAAUGCUUCAGUCCUAUCACAAGAUCCAUAUGGAAACUAUCUGGUGCAGUAUUUAAUUCAAAUGGAGUUGAAUGAACCUCCAGCAAAUAAACUGAUGAUCCAACACCUUAGCGGUGGGUUCGUUGGACUUUCUAUGGACAAGCAUGCUAGCAAUGUGAUGGAAGCUCUUCUGCAAUUUUCUGAACCAAAUGAUGUAGCUGUUAUGGUUGAGGAAAUAAUGAAUAGUCCUGAGUUUUGUAAUGUUCUGAGGGAUCCUUAUGGAAACUUUGUCAUUCAGACAGCAAUGGAAUGCACCCAGGGCAAUUUGCGCAAAUCACUUUGCUAUUUCAUCAGUAACAAUUGUGGAUUUCUGCAUAGCCAUCUUUAUGGGAAAAAUGUGCUUGCAUUUGCUAAAAGAUGCAGGAUCGAUGAUUAA